AAAUGUCCAACCAUUUUGAGUACAAAAUUAAACUAGAACCCAGAAAUGAGCCUCAGCCUCCAACAAUAGAAGUUUAUGGCUUUACAGGAAUAGAAGAUGACGGUAGUGAAGUAGCCAUCAACCUCAACUACAAGUUACUCGGGGAGAUAAACUUAUAGAAGAAUAUAAAUGCCCAGAGGACUCAGAAAUCCUCGCUAUAACCUCCCUCGAAAGCACCCCUGCCUCCCAAGACCUCCUCAACCUAAAAUCCCCUCCAAAUUCCCAAAAUAAUCUCCUAAUAUUCUACAUCUCAAACAACUCAAAUUUCGAAAGAGUCUUCAUAAUAACAACCUGAAUCUCUUCAGGUUAUUUCUCACACGAAGAAGUCCAUAGUUUCAGUACAAAAAUCCUCUGUCUGUUCCCAUACUCUACUUGUCUCACCCAGGUUGCCCUGUGUGCCUACAUUGAGACUUAUAGUAUUGACAAAUUUACACAGAAGAGAAUGAUCAUCUGUAUCGGAUAUGAAGACACAAUCUUUGAGUAUAUUCUUACGACUAAGGAAUGGAGAAUAUUUGUUAAUGAAUAUUCUUACAUGACUCAGGUGUCUUAUAUACAGCAGCUAAUACCAACUUAUAACCCUGAUGGAGAAGGGACUUUUAUUGUCAUGGUGUUCAAGAACUUGACACAACACCUCGCUCCCCUCAACUGUUCCUGAAUCCGACUCAUCCCCAAAGACAAACCAGCCAUCGAGCCGACAACGUUCAACCUGACUUCUAUCGAAGCCCCGAUAAACGUGCUUGGCUUCAACGACAACAUUGUGAUCCAGACCAAGUCAGAGCUCAUCAUUUUCAACUUGACGAAAGAGCGAGACCUGAUCAUUCCGCUGAAGCAGGACGACCACCCCGAACAACUCGUCGAUGUGUACAUCGACACAAAGUCCAGAAUAUAUGCGGCUUCGUGGCACAAAAUUCUGUUUGUGUCUCUGAAGAAGCAAAGCUUCGAGAUUGUCUACGAACGAGAAGACGUCGUGAUCAGUAGCAUUCUGCACAUUUCUGAGAGCUUCUGUGCAUUCAGAAACACAUUCGAGAACAUCCAGAUUCUUGAGGUCAAGUCGAAGAAUGACUUCAGUCACACAAAGACAGUUGAAGCUGAUGUCUUGCCAUCAAUAUACAAGUUUACUGUUCCGGAGCUUGCAGUGAAGAUCUACGAUUUCACAGUGAAUUCUGAUCUCAUCAUUAAGAGAAGAGAAACCAGGAAUUUGACACUUCCUUACAAGAUCCUUGGCUACAAGACUUAUCCUGACGGAAAAUAUCGGUUUUGAUUGUUCAUUGGAAGAUUGGUGCAAGACAAUACUCUCUGGCUCUUGUGAUAUGAUCACACUGGACACAAAAUUAUUCACCAGUGUCAGCUCCCUAACUUUUACAACCCAGUCAGUCUGUGUUUCAGUCCGAACAGAGACAAGGUAAUCAUUCUAGCUUCAAGACAAGGAGAGCAAGACCUCAACCCAACAGAUAGCGAUGACUUUGCAACAGUUCCGUUCCAAGACCAUUUGGUGUAUUAUGUGAAUAUCGAAAGGUUCAAAGUCAGAAUGGAUGGCAAACUAACUAAGCACAUGUACAUGUCACUCAACAAAAUAAAAUAACAUCGAUGCCACACCAUCUCAAGGCUGUCUGCCAAUAUUCACAACCCUGAUGUGCCACAUCAAAGAUGGGGUAUAUGCAGUUGCAGUUGGGGACACAGUCAACUUCUAUACUCUAAAUGAUGAUUUCAAAAGAGUUUGUGAAGUCCCUGAAAUUGUUGUAUCUGACUCUGAAGCGAACAUUCUACUGAAAGACAACCAACCUGGUGAUUCCAGAGUUGGUCAGGCUUCUUCGAACUUGCUUAAAGAAGAGAUACUCUCGCUAGAAAAAUAUGAUUUGCUUGAUAAAGAAGUCAUCAGAGCUAUCAAAGUAUUCCGAGACUCAGUAGACACAUUGAACUCAAAAUAUUUUCUGAUUAUAGUCUCUAACAUGAAGGUUUACCUGUAUCAGAUCAGCCUUCCACAAAACGACUUUAUGGCAUCACCUCUCUUUGAACUUUUUGCUGACGCAAAGCCUGAUGAAAUCGAGAGCAUCACUCAUUUAUUCAUUGGAAGUAUUAGAAUCAACACAAGCUGCGACCCCGAUAAAGUCAGGAUCCUACCAGUCAGCAAAGACAGGGUUGUCCUUCACUGCCAACAAGGACAAAUCUGGCAGCUUUCCAUCAAAAGAAAACUUGACUUCUAUUGUAAAGCCGUAGAGUUCAGCAUUAACAAAGAAGUGUUAUGGAGCAGACCUCAGAAAGAUAAGAGAGCAUUCCUGGAUCUCCACAACAACAAAGGCAAUGACUUCGAAUGACGACUGCUCCUUCAAGGAGUCAUCGACUUCAUUCCUCUUAAAUUGGCCAAAUAGCACAAAAAGCUGGUCGCACUUUUUUCA
Moneuplotes crassus is the source of this 2435-nucleotide messenger RNA. NCBI's taxonomy places the organism in Eukaryota, Ciliophora, Spirotrichea, Euplotida, Euplotidae. The record is from the annotation of a GenBank genome assembly.